AUAAGAUGAACAGUGAGAGUAAGUAAAUAAGGUUGUCAAUAAAUAAACCAUUUUGCUUCUUCUUCCUCCAUUUGAGUCUCUAAAUCAAAACCACAAAUCUCUCGUACUUUGACCAUUGGGAGGCUGCCAUCUCUUUCUCUUUCUUCAUUCCUAUAGCUACCCCACUCCGAUAUUUUGCUGGUGAAACCACAUAUCUACCAGAAGAGGCUCUCUUUUUAUAGGAGAAAAAGGCUAGAGAACUAUCCUUUUCCUUUUCCUCUCUCUCUCUCUUCCUCUUCUCUUUCACUUCAAACCCUAAUACUUGAUCGAUCCUUUUUGCAAUCUGUAGUGGUAGUAGUGAUCAAAAACCCAGUACAAAGAAAGAAGCAUAGAUAGGAAAACAGAGCAAACUUGUAUUCCCAACCUCUCUGCGCCAAGUAUUAAAUGCAUGAUCAUCCGUGGGCUGUUUAUUCCUUUGUUUACGUAACACCCUUUUGCACAAACACAGAUUAAGUAAAAGCGAACCGAGCACUGUGUGCUAGUUGCAGUGUUGCAGAGCCUUAAAGACGUUGGUAGGAGGAACCACUUUCUCAACACAACUAGCUUGUCUUUCCACAACCAGAAAUAUCUCUCUCACUUUUUGUUUUCCUCUUCUCUCGCUCCCAUACCUCAUUCAUUCUGCAGCAUACCUCUUAAAUGAACUCUUGUUUCUGCAACUAAUCAAAAUCUCUCCCCACUUCCCUCCCUCACGUCUUUCCAUUUUCCGCUUUCAUGGAUUCGGCCAACACUAGCGGCAGUUUGCAAUCUUCAAGCGGUGCCGAUGAAGAGUACGAUUCACGCGCCCAAUCAUCCUCACUCUCUGCCUUCUUAAACAACCAACAACCCCCCACCCAAGUUGCUUCCUUCAACACUGCCACCGCCACUGCCAAUAACCUCCUCCCACUUAUCCCACCACACCACCACCAAAAUACCCACAUGUUCGACCCUUUACCAACUUACCUGGAUCCGCUUACCCAAACCUCAACAUCACUUCUAAACCUUGACGUUAUGUGGUCCAAACCGGGCAGAUCCGAACCAAACCAAACCAAUCUUGCUAACUUGAUACCUUGCUCCUCAUCGUCACCCUCGCCGCAUAACCAAGCUUUUGUCUCCAGUCAAACAAGGGGCAGCAAUAGUAGUGCUUUUCCUACCUUGCCUCCAGAUGGUGGUUCCCGAGGACUAAUGCUUUCGGUGUCAGCCGCCAAUAAUGAUCAAAUUCAAACCCACAGCACCACCAACAGUACCAACAACAACAGCAACGUGGUUCGAAACCCAAAGAAACGGUCAAGAGCUUCGAGGCGUGCACCCACCACUGUGCUAACCACAGACACCACCAAUUUCCGAGCCAUGGUUCAGGAAUUCACAGGCAUCCCCGCACCACCCUUCACAUCCUCGCCUUUCCCGAGAACCAGGCUGGAUCUCUUUGCUUCAGCCGCAACACCAACUUUGAGAUCCAACCUUAACGUUAAUGUUAACCCUUUGGACCCUCCGACGCCACCUCAUUAUCUUCUUCGCCCCUUUGCACAAAAACUGCAAUUCCGAAGCCUUCACCCAUUUCCUCCUUCCCUUUCCAACAACACCUUAUCACCUUCAACUAACUCUACUACUAAUUCAACUUCCAUUAACUACCAACAGCAUCAGCAAAACCUGUCCGAACAUUUUGGACUUAUGAAACAGCCUCUCAACUAUAACAACGCUCCUACUCUCGAAGCAUAUCACCAUCCCAGGUACCCUCUUGGCAACUCUUCUGUCCUUGUCUCAAGACCACAACAACAACCCUCCUUGGAAAUUCCGCCGAGUCUCAAAAUGGGGGUGUUUGAGGAGCUGGGACUGAGACACGAAGGCCAUGUUAACACCGACCUCGGGUGUCUUCAUCAGAACAUGGUUUCGUCAACAUCGGUUGGAGUGGGAGCAUUGUCAAGUGGAAACAACAACAACAAUAACUUGAGUAAUGCUAAUCCUUCAACGGAAUGGGCCCAGAGAACGGGCACCAUUACCAACAAUGAUUGCGAUCACGGAGGAAGAGGAGGAGGAGGAGGUCUCAGUGGCACUGUCAGCUACAGUGACAUUGCAGAGCGAGUCACCAAUGGUAAAGUACACUACUCAGCUUCUUCAUCGGAUUUUCAUGGAGAUAAAGGACCAGAGUUCAGUGUAACUGCCAGAAGCCAAGGUAUGGUGGAAUCCUGGAUUAAUUGUUCUUCUGAUUAAAGCAUGGGCCACCAAACAGAAUAAGAAGAAGAAAAAAGGAUUGAUGUUUGUGAUUUCAUAAAGUUUAAAGCAACUAAUGGUACUAUAUGCUAGUAUAAUUCUAAUGCAUGGAAGACAGAAUCUUGGUAUCCUCAUCUUAACUAUGACCAUCAAAUUAAUUAUUAAUUAAACAAUAUUUUUCUUUUUCUUUUCAUUGUGCUUUGCUUCCCCUCAAAUAAUGUGUAAAUAAGUAGCAGCUAAUUAACUUCUCUCUCAAUUAUUGUUUUCCCCUCAAAUCUUGAGUUGUGCUUUUAAUCAUAUAUAUACACCAAAGGACCCUGGUUGUUACAAAAGGAUCCUGCUAGUUUCAAAGUGUUA
Messenger RNA from Vigna angularis (adzuki bean), 2583 nucleotides. RefSeq lists its product as uncharacterized. The transcript has a single exon. NCBI's taxonomy places the organism in Eukaryota, Viridiplantae, Streptophyta, Magnoliopsida, Fabales, Fabaceae. The coding region runs from base 751 to 2226 and encodes 491 amino acids. The record is from RefSeq and is a predicted model, not a curated record.